Molecule: messenger RNA, 696 nt
Organism: Prinia subflava (tawny-flanked prinia)
Lineage: Eukaryota; Metazoa; Chordata; Aves; Passeriformes; Cisticolidae
Gene: PABPN1L
Product: PABPN1 like, cytoplasmic
Exons: 7
Coding region: 1-696 (231 amino acids)
Cellular component (GO): nucleus
Molecular function (GO): poly(A) binding
Source: RefSeq, a predicted model, not a curated record
AUGCUUCCUCUGUUCCUGGACACUUCAGAGAUUUGGUGGCAGGACCCACCGUCCCUGCAAGCCGAGGCAGCGUCCUGGGACGUGGCGGAGGUGGCAGCGGUGUGCAAGGCAGCCGGUGAGGGCUCAGAGCCCAGCCCCCAGGAGGGGAACAGCACAGAGGGGCAGGAUGUUCAGGACCCGGAGCUGGAGGCCAUCAAAGCCAAACUGCGGGAAAUAGAGAAGGAGGAUGAGAGGCUGAAGGAGCUGCAGCUGGAAGCUGAGAACCACCUGUUCAUGAGCUCAGAAGCAGCUCUCUUCCCACUGACUACCAAGGAGAAGAUGGAGGCUGACCAGCGUUCCAUCUACGUGGGCAAUGUGGAUUACGGGGGCACAGCAGAGGAGCUGGAGUCUCACUUCAACAGCUGUGGGCAGAUCAAUCGUGUCACCAUCCUCUGUGACAAGUUCUCGGGCCACCCCAAAGGCUACGCCUACAUCGAGUUCGAGGAGCAGAGCUCUGUGAAGGCUGCGGUGGAGCUGGACGAGAGCGUCUUCAGGGGCCGUGUCAUCAAGGUGCUGCCCAAGAGGACCAACAUGCCCGGCAUCAGCAGCACCGACCGCGGCGGCUACCGGGGCUACUUCCACACCCGGGGAGGGCUGAGCCGCUGGGGGGGCUACUACGGGCAGCACCCCAGGGUGCGAGGGAGGACCUACAGGUGA